GAAAACCAGUUCGCAAUUAAAACCGGUUCAAUAGAUUCAGGCAAAACCCUAAAAAUGUCCUAAAUUUACAACACCUUCUAUUUUCUGUUUUGCGCUCCCAGAUCUGGCCUCUCUCUCGUCUCUCCAGCGGCGCCCUUCGUUUUCUUCUCUCUCUGGUCUCGCCUGCGUCGCCGUCUCGUCUAGUCUCUCUCUCUCGAUCUCGCGGACUGUGGCCUGACCUUUGUCGGCCUGCCGUCAAUCAGCCCACUAGGUCAUUGACAAUUUUCGUUCAGCUUGAUUCUGUCUCAAGUCCAGUCAGCUACGUGCGAUGGCGCCCUCCACUGACACAUCAGGAAUGGAAUUCGAGGUGUUCUUGAGUUUUAGGGGUCCUGACACUCGGGUUGACUUUACUAGUUUCCUCUAUCAUGACAUGGUCGAGAAAGGAAUCCGCGUCUUUAAAGAUGACAAAGAGCUCAACGUCGGUGAGAAGAUUGAGAAGAUUUUCAAAGCUCUCAACGACUCUCAAAUCUACAUCCCCAUCUUGUCUAAGGACUUUGCUUCCAGUGCGUGGUGUCUCCGUGAGGUUGUUCGAAUGGUAGAUUGUGCUAAAAAUUCAAAUGGGAAGAAGGAGAUCUUUCCCAUUUUCUUAGACGUGAAGCCGGAGGAUGUCAAGAGCAGUACCGGAUUGUACAGUAAUGCCCUAUCUUUGCUUAAGGAGGAGAAGGCGAAGUAUGGCGAUGAGGAGGAGACCUUGAAGUAUGACCCCGAUGAGGUGAAGAGCUGGAGAGACGCUCUUCGUGAGGUUGCAUCUAUAACUGGUUGGAAGCGGGAAGGAAAAGAGAAAAAGGAGAUGUACGAGCAGUCACUUUGGCGAUCCCUCAUUACUUAACACCUGAAGACGUAGCCUAUUUGCCAAAGCUGAGGUUCCUUAAAGGGGACAACAUAAAUUUUGUAGGUGACUUCAAAAAUCGUCUUCAUAAUUUGAGAUGGCUUUCU
This is a messenger RNA of Eucalyptus grandis, 975 nucleotides long. RefSeq names its product toll/interleukin-1 receptor-like protein. Gene Ontology annotation, biological process: signal transduction. Lineage: Eukaryota; Viridiplantae; Streptophyta; Magnoliopsida; Myrtales; Myrtaceae. The record is from RefSeq and is a predicted model, not a curated record. The transcript has 3 exons. The coding region runs from base 308 to 868 and encodes 186 amino acids.